AGGACGGGCCGAGGCGGAGCGGAGCGGGGCGAUGCGCGGGGGCCCGGCAGCGGGCGGGGCGUGCGGGCACCUAAGGGGCAGCUCCCCCGCGCCGGCUUGCAGCUGACGCCAUGGACCGCGGUCCCCCCAGCCCGGCCUCCCCUCCGCGGGGGAUGAACCCCGUCCGGCGGCCCCUCGGUCCCGGCAGCGGGGGCUUGGACGUGCUGCGCUGCCCGUGCUGCCUCCUGCUCCUCAGGGAGCCGGUGACCGUCUCCUGCGGCCACUCGUUCUGCAAGCCGUGCCUCGCGGGGGCCGUGCCCUCCCGCUGCCCGCUGUGCCAGGACGGGCUGAAGCUGCUGGGCGUCGGGGGGCUGAGGUGCAACGUGGUGCUCUGCGGGCUCCUGGAGAAGUGCGUGGAGCCGGAGAGCCGGGUGGCCUGGCUGGUGACACGCGUCCGGGAGUGUGUCGCACGCGGCGCCGCGAGGGAAGCGCUGAGGAUGGCUCAGAAAGGGGUCGAGCUGGCCCCGGACUCAAGCUCCCUGCGGCUGUGCCGGGCAGAGGCGUUGGCAGCGCUGGGGCAGCACCGGCGGGCCCUGGAGGACCUGGAUGCUGUGUGCAGGGCUGAGCCUGCAGAGCAUGAGGGCUUCUUCAUGAAAGGGAAGGUGCUUCUGGAGAUGGGACAGAGAGCUGAAGCCCUGUUGGCGUGGGAGCACUGCCUGACCCUCAGUCCUCAUUUCCACCCUGCUCGGAGAGAGAUGGAGAAGAUCCUCAUGGGAGAGGAUGCUCCUCAGCCAUACAAGGCUGCUACGCACCUGGGAGAUGCUCACUGGGGCCUGACUGGUCCCCAGGUCAGUGGAGGGAGCACUAGACUCCCAUCAGCUUCCACACAAGCUCAGGAUGAGGAGGGAAAGCCAGCAGAUGGCGGAGGGGAUGCUGGGUCUGAGCUCAUCCAGGGGACCCUUUCCCAGCUGGGGCAGCAGCAGGAGCUGGAGACUGCAGCAGAGAGGGUGGUAGAUAACAAAGAGGAAACAGCAGGAGCAAAGUGCACCCAGCCACGCCUCGGGGAGCUGCUGAGCAUAUCUGACUUGGAGUGCUCCCUCUGCAUACGGAUGUUCUUCGAGCCGGUGACGACGCCGUGCGGACACACCUUCUGCAAGGAGUGCCUCGAGCGCUGCCUGGACCACCGGCCCAGCUGCCCCCUCUGCAAACAGAGCCUGAGAGAGUACUUGAAGGCUGGAAGCUACAGCCCCACCGUGCUGCUGCAGGACAUCAUGGUGGCCACCUUCCCUGCACAGCUGGCUGAGCGCCGGGAGCUGCACCGGGCUGAGAUGGCAGAGCUCUCCAACCUGACCAAGAACAUCCCCAUCUUCGUAUGCACAAUGUCCUUCCCAGGCGUCGCCUGCCCUUUGCACGUCUUCGAGCCUCGCUACCGCCUCAUGAUCCGGCGCUGCCAGGAGACCGGCACCAGGAGCUUUGGCAUGUGCAUAUACGAGAGUGGGAAGAGCUUUGCUGACUACGGCUGCGUGCUGGAGAUCCGUCGGAUCGAGCUGCUGCCGGAUGGCAGGUCCCUGGUAGACACCAUCGGCCGGCGGCGGUUCCGGGUGCUGAGCCGUGGACACAGGGACGGCUACAACACCGCCGACAUUGAGUACCUGGAAGACAAAAAGGUGGCUGGAGAGGAGCUGCAGGAGCUGCAGUGCCUGCAUGAAAGCACCUACCGCCUGGCUCAGCGGUUCUGUGAGCACGGAGACCUUGCUUCCAGGCACAUCUUGGUGCAGCAUGGGCCCCUGCCAGAGAAGGAAGAGGAUAUCCAGACAGAUGAGUGGGCUGUGCAGCAGUUUCUGUUGAGACCAUCCAGCCUCGUGGAGAAGCGUCACCAAACUUUGAGAGGAACUUCAACACAAAGUAAGGAGAAAGGUGCAUUUUCCUCCCUAGAGAAAACAGAAACUUGGGGAAGAGAAAGAAAGAAUAAAGAAAAUUCCAAAGUGCUGCCCACCCAAGAUGACUCCUUGAGGACAAUGGUUGCAGCAACAGCUCAGGCAAUGGGGCUAGGCAGGUGCUGAGGAGGCUGCACCGGAGCUGGGGGGGAUGAAGAGCCCCAGGGAACCUGUGUUUCAGGCACACGACCAGAGUGUAAGGCACUUGAUUCCCUCUCUUCUACCCUAUGGCUCAUUUAUGAAACCAUAGAGGGUUCGAAACUUCCUGUCACUUCUCUGCAGAUCCCUCUACCUCUCCUGCUGCCCUGAGCCAUCCUCAGUCCAGUAGAUUCAUUACUGGCUUAGUGUUUGUGUUCCUAGUAAGACAAAAAUCAUCCCUCAUGCCUCAACAGGAGUAGAUUCCUGUGGGAAACCUUGUUGGCAUUGCUGUGUAGAACAGCCCUACAUGAUCCUCACCUCCUCCCACUGUACUGGGCACUACUGGGAGGGCAGAAGGACGGCAGUCUCUUCCUUGGUCGGAAACACAGGGUGGGCAGGGGUGCCAGGGACAAGCAUUGGCUGGCAAUGUGUUCUGUGCAAGUGAACCUCUUCACCUGCCCGUUGCCUGUGCCCAGAUGAUGUAUGGAGUGGUUGGGCUGCAAUAGGAUUUCUACCCACAAUAUUGGCUGGAUGAUAAAGGAGUCUGUCUGCGGUGAUAAUUGCACCAUAAAUAGCGCUGGGUUCGGCAGUGACGAGUGAGCCAUUAGAAACCCUCACCCUCCGAAUUCCUCCCACUUCCUUCCAUCUUCCUGACUGCUAACAAGCUGGAAGAAUAGCUCUUUGGUUUUUACCAGCCACAAGAGGUUUAUUGCACUCAGAUGCAGCUGGGCACCUUCCUCCCCAUAAAUCUUAACAGUGAAAAAGGAAAGAGGAGGGAAAAAAUUCAGUUCAAUUGGGUGAUUACUGAAAAGCAGCAGGUGGGGCUGUAUCAUGGUGUGGCUGUCCCUCUUGGUUCUCUCUGCUGCAAGGAUAGUGCCACCCAGCUCCAUCCUCCAGACUUCCUCUGGCUCUUUUGGGCACUCUCAGGUGCCUGGGGAUAACCAUCCACUUUGGUCCACUGAUGGAAACUGAAAACCUGCCAGCUAACCCCAAACACUGAAAUAUGAGCUGCCCAAACUGGAGAGUGCUGUAAAAGUCAAGGCUGGAAAGAAAUAAAAUCAAUAUGAGUAGAUUGGAAGCCCUUUCUGGCUUCUUGCUUUUUGAAUCUGCAGAAGGCAUGUGAGCACUUGUCUUUUCUUCCUGAGAAAAAGCUGGGAAAUGGAGAUACUCUAAAGUGCCCUUGAACUCCAAAAGACACCUCAAAAACAGGUGCUUUAGCCUUAAAGCCUCUUACGUUAGGAUUUCUCACUCAUAUAAAACUCAAGUGCCCCUGAGCUCCGUCCUCUGGGCAGGUUUGCUCCCUGGUUAUGGCCAGCCACCAGGUACUUUGGGGAGCAUGAUGUAAAUGGAAAAAGUAUCCAGGACUGAAUGGAGGCAUCUCCUCAUGGACUUUUAUUAACAGGUCAGCAAAUUGCUGCUGCUGCUCUUCUUUUUCUUAUAUGCAGUGCCCUGUUUUGCCACAAACAACUGAAAGAUGGACACAAAUCCUCUUUGUGACCCUGGAAUGCUUGAAAGACCCUUGUCAAAGUAAAUUUUGAGGAACCAUAGACUCAUAGAAUGGUGAGGGUUGGAAGAGACCUCUAAAGAUCUUCUAGCCCAAUCCCUUGCUAAAGGAGGGUCACCUAGAUCAGGUCACACAGGAACGUGUCAAGGUGGAUUUGGAAACCUCCAGAGAAGGAGACUCCACACCCUCCCUGGGCAGCCUGGGCCAGGGCUCCCUCACCUGCAUAGCAAAGAAGUUUUUCCUUGUGUUUAAGUGAAACUUUUUGUCUUCCAGCUUAUCUCUCCUAGCCCUGUCACUGGAGACAGCAGAAAAAGUGUUGCCUCAUCAGAAACAGUGUUGCCCCAUCCUCCUGACAUCCACCCUUUAGAUACUUAUAAGUGUUAAUGGGGUCCUCCCUUAGUCUUCUCUAGGCUCAGAUGGCAUGGUGUACCCCAGAUGCUGGGAAAAUCCCGUUCUUGGUUCCUAGGUCCCAGCUCAGACCAAGAGGUGAUAACAUCCCAUGGCAGACAGCCCCAAGCAGAGGGAAAUGCCUGACUACUGACAGAACUACUCAGUUGUGUUCCCAAAGGGCUGGAAAACUUAUGUCUAUCAGAGAAAUGGGAUUUAGCCUGUCUGUCCCCCUUUGUGUCUGCCUCUGGGAAAUGGCUUAAGUUGUUCUUAUGCCUCUGGCCAGGCUUUAACUCACGGUCUCAGCCCCUUCACCGUGCCCCUGGCUGCACUCUCUGCUGCACAGCAACGUUGUGGCUGGUGGGGCUGGAGUGUGUGGCCACAGCAUGGGAUGCAGAUAGGGUCAUUAGGCUGGUGCCAACUCCUGGCUGCAGCUGGUGUGUGCUGUCAGAGCUCUUUAGCAGUGGGUUGGGAAGCUGGGCUGGCAGAGCAGCCUCUGCUGACAGGCACCUCGGGCGCUGCUGGCAGGACGCGGUUCCCCGCUCUGCCGCUUCCAGGCUCCUUUGGAGCACAGACCCGAGGGGAUCCCUCAGGGAUCAGUUAGUGGGCUGCCUGCAUGACCACUCCUGACAUCACUCUGACUCACUGACAUCACUAUUGCUUUUCUAGGAACAUGAAUAGAUAUAUAUUUUUUUAGAGUUUUGAAGGAUCCAGGAAUAAAGGGGGAAAAAAUGAUUCUUCCUGGCUACUUUAUAAAGCUGCCACGAAUAACUGCAGUAGGAGGAAGGCAAGUUUUAUUCUGAGGUGGAAAAAGAGAUGUGUAAAAAGCAAUUUUAAAAGAUAUUGAAUAGCCUUGAGGGACAUCCAUCCCCAGUGCCCACGUUGCAGCAGGACCCUUCAGCAUGGAGGGAUGGGCAGUGCCCAGGGUCACACCGGCACGUAAGAAGGGCAGCUCUUUCCUUUCUGUGUGCAUUGCAAUGAAGGCUGCUAAGCAGGCACAAGCUUUUCAACUCCUGUACAAAUCCAUAAUCUCCUCCAAACCUUCCUCUUCUGCACACACAACAUAUCCAAAGGCCAAAUACAGAGCAGGAUUUUUCUCCUUUUUUUUAAACCAUUUUGGAGUGUUUGAAGCAAAAGUAUUUACUCUGUUUAAGCUUUGGAUUUGCAAGUUUAAAGCUUUCACAGUUCCAGGUGCACCCAAAAAGAUAAGGGAGCUAGAAGGUGCACUUCUGUAUUUAAAAAUAAAUAAAUAAGGCUGAGAUUAAUUCAGAGCUACUUCUUAAUACUCGGCAUUUCUCCAUUGUCCACUACUAUUAUUACACUGACCUGGCCUAAGCUGACACGGGAUAGCACAAAGCCCUUCAAACUGCAAAAGCAAUGACCAGUCUUCGGCUCUGUCUUUGCCUCUCAUUUUUCUUUUUCCUCUCCACGUCCCUGUAGCUGUUGGCAGAAUUGAGGGCAGCGAUUUUGCAGCCUCGUGGGCGGGAGGUCCCUGUUAAUGAACACCACAAAGGAGGAAAGGGUGGGUGGGCAGCGUGGGAGGGAGGCAGUUUAGGAAGAUAUAACAACCGCUUGAAAAUGCCAGAGAUCCUGAAAGCUUCAGACCAGGGAGGGAAUGACAGGGCAAAGCUGCACUGGCUGCUGCAACGGGGCUCCUCCUCUGCGGAUGCCAAAAGCUGUGGCACAGCCAGCAUGGCACAGGAUAUGCUGAGCAUCACAUCCCCUUUGCAGACUGUUACUGGGAUUCCUGGCAGGAGCUGAAGAACCCGACUUCAUAAACCACAUCCCAACAUGUACUUGGCUGGACACAGGGGAUGAAAACAACCAGAUGAGGCUUUUAAAAUGUAAUGAGACUGAAGAAACAGCCUGGGAGUCGAGUUAUCUGUGCUGUGCAUGACUCAGUGGAAAGAGGCAAGUCAAGGCUUUGUGGAAGAAGCUUUGACAGGGGGGCUGAGCCCAAGAAGAGAUUUAUCAAGUACCAAGAGCUGCCCAGACAUGGCUAUUCUUGGCUAUUCUGAUGGGAGGGAGAUUACUACUUGCAGUUCUUCAAAAUGAGCUUUGAGGCCAUUAAACAGCCUGUAGCAACAGUGGCUCAGCUUCAUUCAGCAAGCUUGGCACAGGGGUGGAUUUCUGUGAGGAAAAGUGCUCUGGGCCUGGAGCAGCAAGACAUCCUGGUGGGAACCGCGCUGGCCCCCACUCAGUGACAAACUGGGUCUCCUGAGCUCUGUGCCCUGCUUCUGCCCACUCUUUCCCUGAAAGCAGGUUCACUUCUGCCAGUUGAAUCAGCAGCUCUUCCUGCUGGUGAUGGAAGUCCUGUCCAAGGGAGGGCGGCGGGGCAGGGAGCUGGCACACAGCAUCGUGCCGCUGGCAUCCCACAUCAUUGGUGAGGGCACGUGGCUGGUGCACCCACAAGUCUGCUCUUGGGUGGCUACAGCAACUGCACCUAAUUCUUGGCACCCUCCCCCCACCCCCAAAACAGGCCCACAUAACAUUUCUACAGUUGCAACAAAUGAAAUCUGUGGUUUGGACCUGAAGUAACCUGUCAAUGUCGGUCUGCCUGGGGGAAUUAAAGCUUCAUGGAAACGAUGGUGGGAUUUAGGCCAGGUCAGGAAAAACAUACAGACUGAAAGUUAUCAGCUUCCUUGUCUUUGCUUUUGAAAGUAAUUCGCUGCAUUUUAUUUUGUCAGCUUCCUCCCUCUCAAAAGCUCAAUACCAACCACAGCAGUGGGUACUGCUGAGCUCUGGCUCUCGGGCAAAUCCUCUCGCCUCCAGGGAGGUGGAAACUAAUCAAUGAGGAAUAUGAAACAACAUGAGAGCUGCAAUGAUUUCACAUUUCCCACAAAGGUCAGAGUCCCCUGGCAGCUCCCCGAUAACACUGAGCUGAAGGUGGCACGGGGAGAUGACAUAUCUCAGAGAUAAGCUCUCAUUCCUCUGUUUUCUGCAGGACAUGUUUUCUUAUGUGAUGGAAAAUAUCCUGCUGUUGAGCAGGCUCGGGCUGGCCAGGCUUCUGGGCUUGUGCUAGACUAAGCUCCCUAGGUGCUGGUGAGGAGCCUGCUCUGUCUGAGCCCUGGGUUUGAGGUGUGGGUUUGAGUAGGUAUAGAGUCCCACUGCAGUGCACUCCUGCCUCAUUAACUUUGCUCGAUCUGAAAGUCUCCAGAGUUUUGCUGGGAACAGAGUAAUGAAUCCAGGUCACCUCAGGGGUGCUCAGCAGAGCUGGCCACUGAGAUUUGGGAUUGAAAUCAACCAAGUAUAAUUCAUCUGUCCAACAGCUGCCAGUUUCAGCUUCUUGAGAUUGGGGGUUUAACCCAGAUUCGGCCCUGGGUCCAAGUCUUGAUUUGUCUUUUGGAAAGACUCUUUCCAAAGAUAACUGAUGUUGGGGUUCAAGGAGGGCUCUCACGACUCACUGUUUGAGGGAAGGUGCACGAUGCAGGCUAGCCCAUAGGAGCAGCUGUGGCUAUUGACAUAGGAAAGUUGGUUUUCUCUGAACAGGUCCUUCUAUUUGUCUGGCAGCCAUGAGAAUUUUAAAUAAUCCCCAGGUAGAGAUUAAAUUUCUGCCUUGGCACUUAUUUUUCUGAGUGAUCUGAGCAAGUGAUUUCUCUGAGUGCAGGAUUUCUGCCUCUGUUAUAAGAAGGACAACACACAGUUUUCAUUCCUACAGCUGUUAAUAUGCAGUGACUGAUAAUGCUUAAGCACCACAGUCAGCUGAGAGACUUCCCUGAGACCAGUAAUCAGUUGAUCCUUGUUUCCAUUCCGACAGCAAACCUGGUUAAAGUCUAACUCUCUUAUUUUGAGCGUUACUGGCAGGGCUGAAAAGAUGCAGACACAAUAGUUCAAUCCAGCCAGACUGCUCAGGAUUCUUUUGCAUUUACGUUCGAGUAAGGGUUUGCAAGAAACCACAGCAAUUAGCAUCAGGGAGUGAAAGAGAGGAGCGGGAAGGACCUUGAAUGGUGCCAAACCACAGCAAGGCACAGCCCACUGGAUGGAAACCUGUGGAGCCAGGACAUUUUGGAGAUUGCUGUGAGCCAUUGCAUUUUGCAUUUCAAUUCUUUUUCUCAAGUGCAUAGUUAACUGAUGGCAGUUGGUCCCCAUCAAAUUUCUCCACAAGCAGUUUAUUGUUAGAAAGGGUGGAAAUCAGCAGGUGCUAAUUCCAUCACAAAGCUCCUCCUUUCCCAUCCCAAAUCCUCCCAUCUUCUGCAGUUGCUCCUCUUAAUAAGAUUUUGUGUAUUGCUGUUGCACCUGAUUGCACACCACGGUUUUGAUUUUAAUGUGCAAAGUUGAAUGUAAACGGGACUAAAAAAAGAAUCUUAGUAAUUAUGAAACACUUGAGAGCGUUCUCCCUCCCCAAAUUUGUUUGCAGACUCUUCAUUCUGCCUGUCUUACACAUCCAGCUAUUGCAGUCAUUUCUUCAGGGUAGUUUGACUCAUUCCAUAUAUUUCAGACAAAAAAAAAGGUUCAUUAAUUCCUAUGAUUAAAGAGUCAGGACAAAAUAA
Colius striatus (speckled mousebird) is the source of this 8435-nucleotide messenger RNA. RefSeq names its product LON peptidase N-terminal domain and RING finger protein 1. The record is from RefSeq and is a predicted model, not a curated record. The transcript has 12 exons. The coding region runs from base 111 to 2042 and encodes 643 amino acids. Gene Ontology annotation, molecular function: metal ion binding; protein binding. Lineage: Eukaryota; Metazoa; Chordata; Aves; Coliiformes; Coliidae.